AUCGCUCGGGUCAAUUUUGGCCUCUUUUGAAAUAGCAGUCUUAUUUUAUUGUUCCAUCUCUCGAAGUGGUUUUGCGGACUUCCCACCCUCGAAACCUAGUGAUUUAAUGUUUACCUGGCCAGUUUCGGGCCGCUGUUGUUCCGUCGCGUGUCAUCGCCUCUCAUUGGUAGAGCGUCACUUUUCUUACGCCGGACUCGAGCAACAAGACGGGAACCUCCUGAUCUUCAAGGUGUCCGAUAAUUUCUUCACGAGGCACAUUUGUGAGACGCUCUACUUAUCAUCAUGAUCGAAUCCCGGCUUGCCUUGUUCUGAGGGUUGCCAGCGUUACCGUCCUUCCUUCAAGCUGGUCGCGCUUCUCUUCCUGCUACGUCAGUCGCUCUUUCGCCCCCUUCUCUGCGAACAAAACUUCAAGCACACGGGACACAGAGCCGAGAUAUCGACUCUUGAUGGCAGAAGAUCGGGUGUUGGGCCAUGAAAGCGGCCUGUUCACAGAUGCGAUCCAUCUCGGGGCAUGGAAUCCGGCGCACAGGCCCGAAGAUUUUUCUGACUCCGUUCUACAUGAGGUCGCUACCCAAACCUCCGUCCCUAUCCAAACUCCAGAUCUUGCCCCGUGCCCACCUACAGAAUUUGAACUAGAACACCGCGAUCCAGAAGCGUCCCCUCCUGAUAACGUUCUCGAUGAGACUAAGGAUGUGGAAUACCUACAGGCAUUCCCUGAGGCUCCGACAAGGUUAGAAAAUAGUGGCCAUGUGGAUAUAACUGGCUCUGAGUAUAUGCAAUCAAUUGAGAAGACUCGAGAGGGUGCUGUUAUUGACUCGAACAAUGGCUCACCGUUCAUUGAUUCUUUCAAAGGAUCAGACGAUGACACGGGAACAAACACCUUUCCUGACGACAACAUCGACUUUCAGGCGAUGAUCGGACAAACACAUGACGAUACAAGGGACGUUUGGGAUCGGUCUACUGAUGCCCAUGUGGAAGAUCUAUCUACUCAGCUCGUGACUGAACCUUAUUCGGCAGAGAAUGACAAGGUCAACUCGUGGAACAGCGUAUUCGCAGACGACGAAGGUGGCGGUGACUUUUUUAGCCAAAUAAGCUCUCAAUCAAAACCAACGGUCGCCCACUUAGAGUCUGAACCACGUUCUGAUGAUAUGGCUUCCCACUUGAGCAAUGGCAAUGUCCAGCCUUCCAAUGAAAGCCAGCAAACCAAAGCGAUCGACUCACUAUUUCAGGAGGAUGAGUCGACAGGCGAGGCCGACUUUUUCAAUUCACAGGGCCCGGCUCACGUAGAGCCUAGUCUUGAGCUACUGUCUGAAACGCAGCCCAAUUCUAUGCCAGAAGACCACCCGUUGCCAAGUCUUGAUCCCGGAAAAGAGUUACCUCACCACCAAUCCGUGGCUGUGGUCCAAGAUGAAAAGCCAGAAGUAAUACGUCCGGCUGAACCUGGAGUAGCCGAGAAUCUUGGAGAGGAGGAAUUAGCUGAGCGGUGGAAAGCAUUUCUAGGAGACGAUGAUAUAUUGAUCGAAAAUGAAACCCUCGACGGAUCAAUUGAAGGCGCCAAUACGCACACAGCAGAGUACCAACGCCACCCGGUGCAGCCUGCAUCACAGGUUGGGUCCGAACAGCCUCCAGUCAAUACUUACACUCCACAUCAGCCAUCAUCGUCAGAAAUGCUUGGAGGUUUACCAGCGGCAGGUUACUCUUCGACCCUCGGAAAUUUAACCAAUCCAGAGAAAUCGAAAGUCGAGAGCUUCUCAAAUCAAUCCAAGGCUGGAUACCAAUCCCCGUAUGACUUGCCAUUUGACAUGCGCCCAAAGCAUGCACCUCCUCGCAAGAUUGCUCCCCCGGUCGGAGUAAAUCCUCCACCUCGCAGUAGCUCCAUGUCAGGAUCCCGCCCGCCAAGUUCAUCCUACAUGGUUCCAGGCCCGAACUUCUCUCCUGUGGCAGCUCCGCCGCCCGUUUCAGGUCCCGAUACAACCCCUCCAUCAACCAAGGAACCAGUUAGGACUGGAAGCUUUUUCGAAGAGCUUCCUGUGGUGUCAAGGUCCCGCCCGUCGACUCGCGGGCGCUACACUCCGCAGCCAAAUAUGUCUCAACCGGCCAGUAAUUUGCCGAUGGCGCCGGUGGCACCACCACCUUCUCUCCCACAACAAAGUAGUGACCCUUAUUCUCAAUUUCAACUGCAACCUCCUGCGCGUUUGGAUCCGUAUUCAAAUCUCUCUGCGCCUCCUCCACAACCGGCUCCUACAACCUCUCGUUAUUCACCCCAACCUCCGCCGCCAGGCACGAAACCUGCCCCUUUUCCCCGUUAUUCCCCUGCCCCACCUCAGUCAGCAUGUAUGACAAGCUCAGCGACGUAUGUAUCGCAGUCACCUACUGUGCAAUCCUCUGUCAAUGCACUUCCAUUCCAACCCCGAACCUCAAGCCCCUUAGCCCAACAUGAAACAGCCAAGUCAUAUCCAUCUCCACCACGAAAACGGGGCUCUUUACCAGUUACGUCGAUUAUUCCAACGUCCAGUGUUCCCCAGUUCGGAUCAGAUUCACAAAUUGUUCCACCCAAACGGUCCAUGACUCAGUCCCCAGGGAGAAUGAUGCCUCUUCAAAGCUCCGUUGCGUCGAACCAAAACGCCUACGUCAGGCCGGCAUCAGCUCAUGGUUCAAAAUCAUCAAUACAGGCACCCCUAUUGCAAUCCGCCUACGCCCCAGCUGCCAACAAUCGUCCUACUCAAGCUCUGGAUUUUGUUGUACCAACGGAUGGCCAGGAGCACGAUCCUCUUGAACGUUGGAAAGGGGCUCCGAUUUUCAAAUUUGGAUUCGGCGGAACUCUCUUGUCCACUUUCCCAAAGCAUAUCCCCCGAUAUGCCACAGGCCAGAUGACCCCUCGGAUCAAACCCACACUUGGUGAUAUUAAAACAUGCCCAAUCAGCCAAAUUCUCCCGCAUAACGAACCACUGGACAAAUUUCCAGGACCCCUAAAGUCCAAAUCUAAGAAGAAGGACGUCUUAACCUGGCUCUCUACCAUGAUAUCCGCCCUUGAAGGUGCCCCAUCAACAACUGAUGGCCAUGUCGAUCCUGUGCACCAACACCGCCGCGAAGACGGUAUCUUACUUUGGAAGGUCGUGAGAGUUUUAGUGGAACAUGAUGGAGCACUAAGAGGUUCUACAGCGGCAGAGGCUAGUCUUCAAAGUAUAUUCUCUCCUGGAAGCAUGGCGAUGAAUUCUCAAUUCGAAUACCCAAGUACCGGCGACUCUGUUAGUGGGUCAUUGAAAUCUGAGUCUGCCAGCAGUUUAGGGAUCGAUGUUAUCCACAAAAGCCUCGUGGCCGGCGAUCGACAAAAAGCCGUAUGGGACGCAGUCGAUCAUCGCUUGUGGGGUCAUGCAAUGCUUAUUUCAUCUACCCUAGACAAAUCGGUGUGGAAGCAGGUUACCCAAGAAUUCAUUCGUCGCGAAGUUCGAUCUUUGGGCAAAAAUACAGAGUCUUUAGCAGCCCUGUACGAGAUAUUUGCGGGCAAUUUUGAAGAGAGCAUUGACGAGCUCGUACCUCCCUCUGCAAGAGCUGGUCUCCAGAUGGUCAGCGUGCAUGCUGGCACGGGCGCCCCCAAGGAUGCUCUUGAAGGCUUAAACAAAUGGAGGGAUACGGUGAACCUAAUAUUGCAAAACAAAAUUGCCCAAGACCACCAGGCCCUCCGGGCGCUCGGUCGACUCCUUGCGUCUUACGGAAGAGUCGAGGCAUCACAUAUUUGCUCUUUAGUGGCUGGGACGGCGGCUGGCCCCAUCUUUGGUGAUGCGCGCGACCCCCAAGCUAGUAUCGUUCUUCUAGGUGCCGACCAUUGGCGAAACCCAACAACUUUCAUGGUGGAACGUGAGGCUUGCUUGCUGACAGAAGUGUACGAAUUCGCGACAUCUGUUCUGGCCGCUUCACCUUCCCCUAGCCUGGCGCACCUUCAAGCUUUCAAGCUACGGCAUGCGAUGUAUCUUGCUGAGGAGGGUCAUAAGUCCGAAGCUCAACAAUACUGCGAAGCAAUUGUUUCCAUUGUAACCUCGAAGUCGAACGUGAAAUCACCGUAUUAUCAUCAAAGAUUUUUUGCUGAAUUGGAUGAGCUGUCACACCGUUUGAGACAGGCUCCUACGGACGGUUCGUCGUCGUGGAUAUCAAAGCCUAGCAUGGAGAAAGUGUCCGGAUCGAUGUGGGCCAAAUUUAACAGUUUCGUUUCCGGUGAUGAUAACGAGGUGACAUCCAAUGGAUCAGGGAAGGGAGGAGACGGAGACAUUGGCCCAUUUGCCAAAAUUGCGGGAACUCCCCCUAUCAGCAGAUCUCCCUCAGUUGCGGAGGGACAUGGAUCAUACUUCCCUUCUCAGCCGGUUGCUCCAUCGUCCUCGGGUUCUCGAUAUGCUCCUAAUAGCCAGUAUUAUGCUCCCUAUUCUUCUCCCGAACAGUCUCGUGGCCGUCGAUCCCUAGAUGCCCAAAGGUCCCCUCCCCAAACUGCAGGUCGUUCCUAUUCGCAGCGCCGCAAUUCUCAGGAUCCUUCGACGCCGUUAGAGGGCAAUGCCUACGGAUCAAUGCCAAAUCAUAUUUACGCGUCACCUGCCACUAUCGGCUCUCAUAUAACGCCUCCUCAAGCAAGUCAUGCACCUCUCGCACCUGUAGAAGAAAUUUAUUCUCCCCAAAUUCAAUCUCCUACUAGUGAAAUGCCUGCUAUACAAACCCUUCCUGAUGGUUUUGGCAUAAACCAGACGGGAUACAUGCCAUUAGCGGAGCAAGUUACAAGAGAUGACGAAACAAACCUUAAAACGACGACAACAGAACAGAGCGGAUACCAGCCACCCACUUAUGAGCCGCCAUCCUUCAGUACUGGCUACGAACCUCCCUCGUACUCUGCUAAUGUUGAAGACAACGAGCAUUCAGAUGAAGAGAAACCAAAGAAAAAGUCCUUUAUGGAUGAUGACGAUGAUGAUUUUAUGGCUCGCGCAGCCCAACUCCGAGCUUCUGAAAAGGAAAAAAUGGAUCGUGAGGCAGCUGAGGCCUUUAGAAAAGCUGCAGAAGCUGAUGCCAAACGACCCCUUGCUACGGAGAAGAAAGGUUGGUUUUCUGGAUGGUUUGGAAAGAAAGAGAGCGGCGGUGCCGUUCGCGCAGACCUCGGCGACGAGAAUUCAUUCUAUUUUGACAAAGAGUUGAAUAGGUGGGUUAAUAAGAAAGACCCCGGCAGUGCCGCCACUGCAGCGGUUACUCCACCCCCGCCCAAGAGCUCUGCACCAUCAAGCCAGUCUGUGAGCACUUCCCAAACACCGACAACCCCCAAUCUUACGAAUGGACGACCGGGUCCUUCAGCUGUUCCAGGAGGGACAUUAUCAGCCCCUCCACCAGGCAUCGCACCAUUACCCACUCCGCCGUCAAGCUCCUUGGGACCACCAUCCGACAGCCCACGUGCAAUCCCAAGAUCUGUAUCGGCCGGCGCUCCCACAGGACCGCCAUCACGCCCUGGUACAUCAUUGAGUAAUGCAAGCUCCAUUGAUGAUCUUCUUGGAGCCCCCCAAGCACGAAAGGGUGGUACAAUGAAAACACGGAGAAAGGGCCGUGGUUAUGUUGAUGUCAUGGCGAAAUGAUUUCAAUGUUUUCAUCCUAUCUGACGAGUUAUUAUGCACACUUGCAUUAGCUUUUGCUCUGCUUCGGUCUCAUCUAUGCAUGAUUUUAGUGCGCGGCAUUCACAGCAAAACUAUUUCUUACAGGUGUUCCUUCGAGGUGAAAGGAACCAUAGAUAUCAACUGCAUGUAUCAGGGGGUAUUGCUACUAACUUUUGGACCUUUUUUCAUGUUAAAAUUCCUAGGCCACACUUUAAGUCGAGCUUUUUGGAUACUAAGCACAUAUGUCUUGAUGAGCGAUGGUGAUUCAAUGGCAUGGAACUCAUGUCCUUUGGCUUGAUGUUUCCUUUGCGGAAGUAUUAUUUUUCUUUUUUUCUUUUUUCUUUUUUUUUGGUCCAUUGUUAUUUGCUUGUUCCCUGGAGUCUGUUGCAUUAUAAUUCUCAUUUCGAAUACCAUUUGUAAUAAAAGGGAUCUCGAAGAUUCGGGUUCAUCCUUACGGACCCUUAGUUUUAUAUCCUUCUACUUGACGUUUGUUUUUUUGCACUUGAAGUUCAGCCUGUGUAUUAUACGAAGCUUCCAAAGAAAUAACCAUGUACUUAAUCUUCAUAGAGACCAUUUCACUACAUGUCUUUCUGAUUUGAG
Messenger RNA from Coccidioides immitis RS, 6218 nucleotides. Its product is annotated as COPII coat assembly protein SEC16. The transcript is spliced from 2 exons. Bases 447 to 5600 code for a protein of 1717 amino acids. Gene Ontology annotation, cellular component: endoplasmic reticulum exit site; ER to Golgi transport vesicle membrane. The record is from RefSeq and is a predicted model, not a curated record. Gene Ontology annotation, biological process: COPII vesicle coat assembly; autophagy; Golgi organization. NCBI's taxonomy places the organism in Eukaryota, Fungi, Ascomycota, Eurotiomycetes, Onygenales, Onygenaceae.